AGGCUUUCCGCAACGCUUUCAAGGCGAGCAACCAGCACAUCAGCGAGGACCGGGGGGGGGCGCUGGAGGACCUCAUCCUCUCCCUCGACGCCGACGGCACUGGCAAGAUCGAGUACACCGAGUGGUUGGCGGCAACUAUGAAGGACCGCAGAGCGCCGCCGCGGAGAAGGCGCUGCAGGAGGUCUUCCAGUUCUUGGACAUGGACAACUCGGGGCGCAUCUCGCGCGCCGAGCUGUGCCAGGUGCUGGGAGACGAGGAGGCCGAGAAGAUGCUGGCGCAGCUCUUGCCGCGCAGGGACCGGUCCGCCUCCAGCGCGCCCGGUGACACCCAGGGCCAGAGGCAGGACAGGGGUGGCUCCGACCACGACGGCGAGGUCGGCGACAGCGACGACCGAGGACGACGAGAGCUCCGACGAGGACGACGAGGGCAACUCCAUAGGUUUUGAGGACUUCAAGAAGCUGAUUACCAGGGUUGCCGCUGCAAGGCUCCAGGAGUAGCCUGCGGAUCCACCGAGCGUUGCUUUCUGAUGCUCGCCGGCCGCGGCCCUCGCGAAGAGUGCCCGGCCGGCCACCCAUUGUCUCCAGCGACUCGGACCCCGGCGGAACCCGCGGGCCCCUGGCCGCCUCGCAGAACGUGCGCGCGAGCAGCGCUGCAGCCACGGGGCCGAGCGGGCACAGGCCCUGGCAUGUACCCGCUCGAGCUUGCCCCGCCUGCCAGGCCCGCUCCCCUUUCUUCAUGGUGCUCCAGCCUACUUUUGCCUUGACAGCCUACCCGCGCUUCGCCUCCCCCCCCCCCUUUCCAGUGACACCCGAAAGGCGCGGACUGAAGGCCACUCGUGCCGCACAGGACCGCUGGGUAUUUUGUGCAGCCGGCUCUCUCGCGCCGGGAGCGCCCUGCCGUUUGUAGAAUUUCUGCGGGCAGACCCCUGCGGAGUUUGUGAUCCCUUGUGGAGCACGUUCUCGAGGGCA
Molecule: messenger RNA, 968 nt
Organism: Prorocentrum cordatum
Lineage: Eukaryota; Dinophyceae; Prorocentrales; Prorocentraceae
Source: the annotation of a GenBank genome assembly